UCACAGCAAGAUAGCUUCCAUCGUGAAACGUUUCCUGUGCCAGUCCUGGGUGCAGCCCAACGGGGAGCGCGAGCGGGGAAUGCGAUUCAAUGAGAACCUGCAGAGCCUGCUGUGGAUCUAUCUGCAGUACACGGAUGUCCUGAAAGCGGUGGAAGACAUCUGCAGUGUCGGGGUGUCAGAGCUGACCAACACCACCAAAGAUGGACAUUCAUCCACCUACCCAACACUGAGCAGACAAACCUUCCUCGUGUAUUUCCGAGUCCUCAUGGACCGGCUGGAGAAGUAUGUGCGGAAUAUUCCGGUUGGGAAAAAGUCCGACAGCCUGCAGGUUCAGGCUGAACAUCUUGUACAAUGGAACUUGGCUGUACGCAAUUUUCACAUCCUGGUUAACCUGAUCAAGGUGUUUGACACGAGGCCGAUGCUGAGCAUUUGUCUAAAGUAUGGCCGCCUCUUCAUGGAGACGUUCCUCAAGGUGGGCAUGCCGCUCCUGGACUGCAGCUUUAAGAAACACAAGGACAUUGUACAAAACCUGCUGAAGAUCUUGCAGAUGUGCACCCGGCAGCUUCACCACAUGUGUGGUCACUCCAAGAUCCACCGCGAUGCCGGACUGACCACCCACGUCCCCCUCCUGAAGAAGACCCUGGAGAUGUUUGUGUACCGAGUGAAGGCCAUGCUGACCCUCAACCAUUGUCAGGAGGCGUUCUGGCUGGGGAACCUGAAGAACCGAGACCUGCAGGGUGAAGAGAUUUUGUCACAAACCGCACAGGAAAGUGAGACGGAGGAAGAGGAAUCGCAGCUUCCUGCUGAGGAACCCGAGGCUGGAGAGGUGCAGAGGAGAGCGAGGAGGAAGAGGAGGAGUCAGAUUAAUGUUUGCAGGAAGAGGAGGAGUCAGAUGAAUGCCCGCCUCUAUGUCCAGUCUAUGAGGAGGAUCCCGGCACGGUGUCCGUUCUGCACUGUACAGAUGUUCUGUUUCUUUACAGCGGCCAAUCACAGCCGACGUUUCAUGUUAUAA
Messenger RNA from Nanorana parkeri, 1012 nucleotides. It is a transcript of the gene FANCD2, whose product is annotated as Fanconi anemia complementation group D2. NCBI's taxonomy places the organism in Eukaryota, Metazoa, Chordata, Amphibia, Anura, Dicroglossidae. The transcript has 11 exons. Bases 80 to 1012 code for a protein of 310 amino acids. Gene Ontology annotation, molecular function: DNA polymerase binding. Gene Ontology annotation, biological process: interstrand cross-link repair; homologous chromosome pairing at meiosis; double-strand break repair involved in meiotic recombination. Gene Ontology annotation, cellular component: nucleus; condensed chromosome. The record is from RefSeq and is a predicted model, not a curated record.